This is a messenger RNA of Dracunculus medinensis (Guinea worm), 642 nucleotides long. NCBI's taxonomy places the organism in Eukaryota, Metazoa, Nematoda, Chromadorea, Rhabditida, Dracunculidae. The record is from the annotation of a GenBank genome assembly.
UUUUCGCCAUUCUUUAAUAUGGUUGCAGCAAUAAAUUCACCAACAUUCGAUCAAAAUGAUCCAAAAUAUCAUUGUUGCUGUAAUAAAUUGCACUUAAAAGAAGGUGCUCGGAUUGUGACGAUCCUUUGCAUUUCAUUGACCUUUUGUAAUAUUAUCUAUGCAACAGCUCGUGGUGCAACACUUGCCUUGUCGUCUUGGCUUUCAUCUGCUUUUGCAGCUGCAAUUUUUGGGUGCCUUGCAUAUGGCGUUUUCAAGGAGAAACGUGUUUAUAUUUUACCAUAUCUAAUAUUUCAAGUAACGCUUUUCAUAUUUGUAUUCAUGAUCGGAUCAACUGUAUCGCCAAAAAUGCUUCGUCAACUUGCUGAUGAUUUAGUUGGAAUUGAUUUCAACAUGUCAAAUGAAGAAAUCAUCUCAGAACUGCAAACAUUCAUGAUAUUUUUCUUAAUAUUCUUGACAACAUCACUCCUAUUACAAUUAUGGUUUCUUGAUACGGUGUAUAGAUUUCGUGAAUUUUUGAAGGAUCGCGAGAAUUCAUUUACUUUUAAUUUAGAAGGAAUUUUUCAAACAAAUAGCAGCGUUUAUAGCACAGCUGAAGAACUUGGAUGCGUACCAGAUUCUCCAAAUUAUAAUACUUUAAAAUAA